This is a messenger RNA of Cydia amplana, 5309 nucleotides long. RefSeq lists its product as uncharacterized. Gene Ontology annotation, cellular component: SCF ubiquitin ligase complex. Bases 625 to 4698 code for a protein of 1357 amino acids. The record is from RefSeq and is a predicted model, not a curated record. The transcript is spliced from 10 exons. Lineage: Eukaryota; Metazoa; Arthropoda; Insecta; Lepidoptera; Tortricidae. Gene Ontology annotation, molecular function: protein binding.
AAUAAUUCAUGCGAAAAUCGUUUUUGUUCUAUUCAGAUAAGGACGAAAGUAGCAAGAACGAUUUUGACAUUUGACAGUCUCGGACUACGUGCGCAAUGGUACCGUCGUUUGGGUAGCAGGAAUGCCCCCCUCUGUUGAUUAAAAUUUGAAACAUUAUUAUAUGCUUCUAUCUAAACAAGGUCAACAGUUUUCAUCAACUCUACAACGAAAAUAAUUAAGAAUCAGUGUAUAUUAUGCCUUUAUCUUUAAAGAAAGUGCUUUUUGUCCGUCAUUAUCUAAGAUACAUGCGCGAGUGUCCGCGAAAAUGAUCUGUACUUUGUUUUUCGCAAUCACAUCGUUACAUGAACAUGGAUGACCUAAAAUGCGAAUACGUGAAGAAGAAAAGAUGCUUUGGACUGUCACAAGUAACGUUAUCAACGGCAAUUAUAAUGUCCUGUGUACCGACUAUGAUCAAUCGAAAACAUAUCUUCGCAUAACGAUCGUUGAAUUUUCGAUGUACAAAAGUGAAAAUGUGAUGUGUCAAACUGAUUGUUUACGUCGCGGCGCACAGGUGAGCGUGAGCUGUUUGUAGUAGUGGCACGCAGGGCGGCGAGGCUGCCGCGGCCAGGGGCCAGGUGCGCGGGCAUGGCGGGUCGGGAGAGCCCCGCCAACGGCGGGUACGAGGCGGCGGAGCCCGCGCUCCGUGUACGCAAGGACCUGUUCGCGGAAGUGCGCCUGCCCAAGCCGGGCGACGUCGCCGCCGAUGUGGACGCUGACGCGGACGACUCGCAGCAGGACCUGCUUGAGGAGAGCAUCUCGUGCGUCAACCUCGAGACAGAUUUCGAGAAGAGCAUUGAUGAGAUCGCCAAUCAAAAGCUGCAGGCCAAUGGCGCCCUGUCGCCCCCGGAGCGUCGGCACCCGCGCUCACGGCAUCGCAAACACAAACAGCACUCCAGGCACAACUCCCACUCCCAUGGAGAGCAGUCACCUCCUAAUGGCUGCCUCCCGCAAAAGAAGAAAAAGAAGAAGUCUCGCCACAACCACUCACCCACCAAUGCGGUGACAUUACAUGUGAAAGGUGGAAAGAACUUGAACUUAGUGAGUAGUAGCGAGUGCCAGGUAGAGCAGGAUGCUGACGAGGACAGUUCGGAGGAUGAAGUGCUCAAAUUUAGUGUGAAGUUACCUUUAAUUAAUGUAGUGCGGCAGAGUGGCAAGCCAUACAGUCACGAACUUAGUCAAUUAUCAACAAAAAAGAGCAAAUCCAAGGACUUUGUGAAGGAAAGAAGGACUCAUACUGUGACACCGUGUAGUGGAAAGCCCAGAUCUAUGUUAGAUAUUUGUAGUUCCAAAAGCAAGAAAAAAUCUAAGAAAUCGGAUAGUGGCCCCACAUAUCACAGUCAGAUUGUGGACACUAAUACUAUUAAAAUAAAAAUUAGAAGAACCAGUGUUCAUGAAACGGUGCCGCCGACCCCGACGUCGAUAGCCGACAUCGGCCAGAGUAAGUCUAAGAAGAAGCGCGCGGCGUCGCCGGUGUGCAGCGUGAGCUCGGGCGAGGAGUACGACCCGGCGCACCCCGAAACCGCCGCCGCCGUCAGCGUCGCCGCGCCCAAGCCGCGCCACCCGCCAACCAAGACGAAAAAAUCUAACUCUAAAAGUAAAACCGAAAAGACUGACAAAAGUAGGGUUAGCGGUUCGAGCAGUAAGGAAAGCGGACCCCAGAGCGGGUGGGCGAGCUCCAUGCCGGAAGAGAUUCUCGUAAAGAUUUUCGAAUACAUAGUGGCUUCACAGGGGACUUUGCCGUCCGUUAUCAAGCUUGGUAAAGUGUGCAAGCUGUGGCACGCCGUCAGCCUCCGGCCGGAGCUGUGGAAGCAGGUGGACCUGGCGCAGUACACCAGCGAGACGCACAAAACCGAUUACAGACUGGUUUCGCUCCUCGAAAAUCGGUUAUCUCAUUGCCAGAGUCUUAAUAUCGCCCAGUGGAAGGUGUGCAACGUGUCGUGGGUGCUGGCGUGCCUGGUCGAGUACUGCCCGAACCUGGCCGAGCUCAGCGUGGCGGGCUGGAGCCGCCUCACGCCCGAGCAGCUGUACGACCUCGCGCAAGGGCUGCCCAAGCUUCAGCGGAUGGAUCUCUCACUCACGUCGGAGACGGGCGGUUCGAGCACAUGUCUCUCGGCGGGGUCGAUGGCGCGCCUGGCCGCCAGCUUCGGCGAGCGCUUCACACACCUCACGCUGGCCAACAACAAGUUCACGGCGCUGCCUCAGAUACUCUCCUCUAUCGCGGCGCACUGUCCGAAUUUAGAGGUGUUGGAUAUAUCGGGCGCGCGAGCUACGUCGCACCCGGCGGCAGUGCCUCUGGAGGCGUUGCAGAAGGGCUGCCCCAAGAUGAGGGUGUUCAGUGCCGCGAACUCGCAGCUAGUACUGGCCUCUGCUACUAAGUCGCAACAGAUGGAGUGUGUCGGCUGGACGAUGCUGGAGGAGCUGUCGAUCGCGGCGGAGGCGGCGACGGAGCGCCUGGGCGUGGGCGAGUACCGGCUCGGCGACGAGGCGCUGGCGCGGCUCGUGCGCGACGCCACGCGGCUGCGGCUGCUCGACCUGCGCGGCCUGCACCGCCUGUCCGACUCGGGGCUGGUGCGCGUGCCGGCCUGGGACCUGCAGCACCUGUUUCUGGGCGGUUGCAACGUAACCCGCAAGAGUAACUCGUGCCUGGAGCUGAUCUGCGAGAAGUGGUCGCACAGCCUGCUCGAGCUGGACCUGUCUUGGGCGUCCGCCGAGCGCGUGCUCGACACGGCCGUGUGCGCGCUGGCCGACGCGCCGCACAGCAAGCUCAGAACUUUGAACUUGUUCGGGUCAUCUGUAUCGUUAGAACCUGUGAAAAAGAUUCUAAUGCGGUGUCCGGAGCUGGAGUCGCUGAACUUGGCGGCGUGCCGCGCCCUGCCGCGCGGCAUGAAGCGCCUCUACACCGGCAAGGAGCUGCAGAACCUCAAGGACAGCUACGACCCCGCCAAGGCCAAAACCAAGGAAGACUCCGACAAAGAGGACGCCGACGCCUCGAGUAAAAAAGACAAAAAGUGUCGAGACGACUUUAAAUCGGAGUCCGCCAACACGCCCAAUCGUGACGACGACGAAAAGUCCGCUGCCAAAGUAGAAGCCAAGUCACCUGACAAGUCUUCCUCGAGCGUUUUCCAGGAACCUAAAAGCGUAUCCGAUACCACCGUCAUAACUGAUAAGAAGCUUUCCGAAGUAUCGACGAAAUAUUCACCAGAUUCUAAGGCGGAGUCUUCCACUAGCAAAGAUGGCGUGGACACUCCCGUCCACACUCCAGAGGGCAAACAUUCUACGAGAGAGCCGACUCCGAAACUUCUCAGUCCCAUCGUACAGUCCAAACCCGAUUCCUCCUCCACUCCGAGAUCUGAUUCGGCCAAAACUGAUCUCGGCAGCCCCCACUUCAGUCCCGUGCCAAAACCCGAUAGUCAAGUGCAAAAUAGUCCCGAAGUAUUAUCAGAAUCCUUCAAAAGCAACUCCUGGAACCUGGGACAGUUUAAAACGACCCCGACACACAGAUCUGAAGCUAGUCCUCUCAAUCGCUUAGACAGCCACAGCAGAGUGAAAGCUAGUAAAGUUAUAGAACAAUGUAGCCCAACAACGUCAUUAGAAAAUAAACUUAGUCCAGAAAUCGUGGGAGCCAAGCAGGAUAUAAAGAAUCCUAAUAGUUGGAAUUAUGGUAAUUAUAGUCCAAUGACCAGGCAGGAUAGUCAGUUCCCUUCCCAGAAGAGCCCAUAUUCUGCACAACCGAGUCCGGCGCAACCCAGCCCGUACUCUGCUCAGCCUAGUCCGUACUCCACUCAACAAAGUCCAUACUCCUCCCAACCUAGUCCUUAUUCCGCCCAGCCUAGUCCUGACACCAGUCAAAUGGUGAAAUCAGACAUCCCUAAAUCUGGCGCUUGGAACGCUGGCAAUUACAGCCCGAUGCCAAAGCACCACGCCCCGUUUUCGCCUCAUCCGUCGACCCACACGAGCCCGGAUCCUGGCCUAGGAGUUAAAAGUGACUCCCUUAGAAGUAAUCCCAAUAAAACUCCCGGUCAGUAUAGCCCUAUGUCGCGGCAAGAUCGAUUGCACCAGAGUCCGUACUCCCCGCGACCCAGCGCAGAAAAUGUCGCGUACAACAACAAAAAGAGCCCCGGCGUCGGCGGUUACAGUCCCAUGAUGCGGCCAGACUGCCACCUACCGAGCCCGGACGGCGGGCAAAGCUCGAGGCCGACAAUUGGUCGGACGCAGGACGUGUUCGGACGGCAAGCGGCGAAGCUGUCCGACAUGAUGGCCGGCGGCGGCACGGAGCCGCCCGGCGCGUGGGGCCUGGACAGGUUCAGCCAGCUGGGCAACCCGAGCAUGGAGUCGCUGGUGUGGGGCGCCGGCGGCUCGUACUCCGCGGAGUCGACGCACGCCGCGCCGCGCCUCGACAACAUUCCCCCCAUGCUGAACACGCCACCCCCGCAGGCGUGGCCCGGCCUGCCCGCGUUCACCUCUAGUGCGCGGAGACCCAAUAACGAUAUGAGUGACCCGUGGACAUUAGGUCAGUUUCGUGUGGAGCCUCCUCACCAAGUGCACAAUACGUUUGUGGAACAGAACGUGUCGUUCGACUCGCUGAGUGCGCCGCACGCGCUGCCGCACCUGCCGCAGAGCUACCUGGGCGACGGCUUCUCGGGCUCGCGUCUCGAAUGACGCCCGGCCGCGCACCUCACCGCGUUCACGGCGUAUGUAUACACCUUGAACAAUUAUCAUGUAGAGAUUGUAUAUAAGAUUAUCUUUUUUAGAUGUAGCAUUAACAAGCGUAGGUUUGCAUUAAAAUUAUUUUGCAGCCUAUGAUAGGAAGAUGAGAGCUGAAUGUUAUAUAAGUAAUUCAUCCAUCUUAGAAGUUGGAUUAUACACUGAGCUAGAUUUUAGAGUGAUUCUUUCUUACGAUACCAAACAGUUUUCAUACCGUUUAAGAGACCAAGAUGAUAUUCUGCUUUCCCGAUGCAGCAUCAUGUUUUCGUGGAGGCGAUAAGUUUUUACAAUCUGCAGGUACAGAUAUUUUGCCCUUGAUUAAUUACACCGGAAUAGUACAUCGUACAGGAGUUAUAUAUGUGUAUAUAUAAAUAUUAUAUUGACGUAUAUACUGUCAAGACCUUGUUAUUCGAGGAGCCACAUGUUUUACAAAUAUACCUCAGUAGAUUAUGAAAUAGUGCCUCAGAAUCUCGAUAGUGAGUAUAAUACAAACGAUUAUUAGAAGCAGAGGUUUGAAUCAUCAGUUAAAACUACUACUGGCUGCCAGAGAGGGAUGUAAUGAAUUA